CAUCGCAUGAGGAAAACUUGCAUUUUUUUUCGCAGCAUUCGGGAAGACAAAAAAUGCAGGAAAGGUAGCUUGAGUUUUAAAAAAGAAAAAAAAGGAAAUUGCGACAUGUUUUUCCGCAGUGUUUUAGGCAAAGAAAGCGAUUGCGAAGGAGCUUGUUUAUUGUGGUCUGUUGUGGGAGCUGCUGUGUUUUGCUCUGUAAUCGGUGAUGUGUACGCUCAGGUCGUGCUUGAAAAGCGAGUUCGACUGGGCAAGUGUUUCAAUUUACAGCGCAAAAGGUUGCUGUCCAUCGUCAUUGUCAACGUGAUUCUCGUCGUCCCACUUUUGUUUACAUGGAGGUCAAUUCUGAAUUCCAUCAUUCAGACACAAGAGCCGUCUUCUGCCAAAGACUUGAGAGAAAUCUUCAGCCUGAAGCGAAUUUUAAAAGUGUUUGUGGAUAUCAGUUUUGGAGCUCCUUGGUACCUCGCAAUGUUGCUGGCAGGUCUCAAUACCAUCAAGUACUGGGACAUGGAAGAAGCCAGAUUGGCAAUGAAUGUCAGCUUCCCCGACGUGCUUAUUUGCAACUGGGUCCUGUCGCCGUUGGCAGCAUUCCUCAGCUACAUGGAGUCAAAAGUCAGCCAUCAAUUGACAGUGUUCUUCAUAGCCUCUGUGCCAAUUGUAAUCGUGGUCCCCUCGUUCGCAUUGCCUGGACAACAUGUCCAGCAGUUUCCUCAACUUGGUAAACCGUUCCCCGCGUUCCGCAGUGGCGCCAUCUACCCCAAACAAAUACUGGAGAUGAAACUCCGUUCUCAACACGUCAUUCGCCAUGGGAUCAUCUCCAAUAAGUCCGCCGUUGAUCAACAGUCGGGAUGCACACGCGUUAAACAGAGACGCGGAUUGGCACAACCGCAUUCCUUCUUCAACUUGGGCCACGAGCAAAGCCAGGCUCUUUUCUCGGGCACAAGAACCCGAAUAGAAGGAUGA
This is a messenger RNA of Notodromas monacha, 960 nucleotides long. Lineage: Eukaryota; Metazoa; Arthropoda; Ostracoda; Podocopida; Cyprididae. The record is from the annotation of a GenBank genome assembly.